AUGGCAUACAGUGACUCUCGAGAAAUUCUGGACGCAGAUCGUGGAAUGGAGGAUGUGAGCUUGGCAGCUGGCAGGAGCCAGCGGGAGAAAAAGAGAUCAUACAAAGAUCUUUUACGUGAGGAAGAAGAGAUUGCUGAACAAGUCCGGAAAUCUUCUAAAAAGAGAUCCAAGGAAACAGAAUUUGCGCUUUUGCCAACAGAAUCUCAUAAGAAGAAAAAGAAGCAUUCCUCUGAUGACACAUAUUUCCCAGAUUUGUCUUCUUCAGACAUGAAAAAGAAGAAAAAACAUUCUCAUCCCAGCUCCUCUCCAUCCUCCGAUACAGCUAUGGAUCUGCUCAACUCCAUUUCCUCCCCUGUAGUUUCUUCAAGCAAACACUCUUCCAAAAAAGCUGAAAAGAUACUGGCGUCCCCUGUUGGGUUUCAGUCUCCAGUCCAAGUAACCCGAAAAGAAAAUCGUAAAAAGGGUGGAGAAGACACUCCUGAGGAUCUCUCCCACAAAUCAAAAAAGCCCAAGCCUUUAACUUUACGUGAGCCUGAAGGUUUAAAGAUGAAACUUAUUCUUUCUCCCAAAGAAAAGACUAGUGAACGACCACUCCAAACACAGGAAAGUUCAGUAUGUAGUGACAGAAGUUCUUCCAAAAAGAGCAGCAAGAAAUCUAGAGAUGAAACUGAGAAAAGUAGUCACAAGAAACACAAAAAAGAAAGUCACACACCACGGCACGGUGGCACUCCAGAUACGGCUUCUUCUUCUGGAGGGGAAAUUGAGGGUGGAGAACUUGUAAUUGACGAUUCCAUUCGGGAAAUGAAGAAGAAAAAGAAAUCAAAAAAGAGUAAAAAGAAAAAGGAUAAGCACAAAGAGGACAAACAUAGGAAACACAGCAAGAGCAAGAGGGAGCAUGGAUUAGAAAGCCCAAAACCUGUGGCAUCUUCUGUGCUCCCCUCAUCACCAAAUUCUACACCUGCAACAUCCUCUCCUCCACCAUUACCAAGUCCACCAGCCACGGGGAACAACAGACAAGAAAAAGAAGAAAGAAGAGUCAGAAAAGAUAUGUGUAAUCAGCCCAAGAAGAAAAAUAUGUCUGCGUAUCAAGUGUUCUCUAAAGAGUAUCGAGGCAGCAUUAUAGCAGAACAUCCAGGAAUUGACUUUGGAGAACUUAGUAAGAAGUUGGCUGAAGUGUGGAAACAACUGCCAGAGAAGGAUAAACUUGUCUGGAAACAGAAGGCUCAGUAUCUUCAGCACAAGCAAAACAAAGCAGAGGCGACUACUGUCAAACGAAAGUCUAGCCCAACAGAGUCCACUUCAAAGAGCAAAGCUUCUUCCUCAGGCCUCUCCUCACCCCAUAAGAAGUCCUCAAGUAGCAGUCUGUCUUUCUCUUCUUCACCUGCCAAAGUCCCUGAUACAGAGCCAAUCGAUGUGGCAGCCCAUCUACAGCUGUUAGGAGAGUCCUUGAGCCUGAUUGGACAUAGACUACAAGAAACUGAGGGCAUGGUUGCUGUAUCUGGUAGUCUCUCUGUUCUUCUGGACUCUGUGCUCUGUGCCCUGGGUCCCUUGGUCUGCCUUACAAGCCACAUUCCACAGCUGAAUGCAUGUCCCAAACAUGUUUUGGUAAGUGCAUGAGAAAUUAU
Molecule: messenger RNA, 1625 nt
Organism: Staurois parvus
Lineage: Eukaryota; Metazoa; Chordata; Amphibia; Anura; Ranidae
Source: the annotation of a GenBank genome assembly